Molecule: messenger RNA, 857 nt
Organism: Bipolaris sorokiniana ND90Pr
Lineage: Eukaryota; Fungi; Ascomycota; Dothideomycetes; Pleosporales; Pleosporaceae
Exons: 3
Coding region: 210-419 (69 amino acids)
Source: RefSeq, a predicted model, not a curated record
GAUGGACUCAUCCAAGGUAAAUAGCAGAAUCACGUGCUUACGAGCCACGAAACAGUGGCGGUGCACACCAUCCCACUUUUCCUAGGCUUCGAGACCGAGACCCUUUCUCACCGCCCGCAACCAACCCUCGUUUUCCACGCCUCAAGUGAAUACCUCCCACUCCAACUUUUCGUCCAAAAAUCUACCUCGUAACACACGCUACACUCAAGAUGCCUUCAGGACAGGGAGCGGGUACCAACCCCAUUCACAACAAGAAGCCGAAGAAGAAGGCUGCCGAGCUCGACGAGGAUGACAUCGCACACAAGAACAAGCUCGCUGCCGACAAGAAGGCGCGCGAGGAACUUGCCAAGACGGUCGGCAAGGGCAAGGGCCCACUCAACACGGGAUCCCAGGGUAUCAAGAAGUCUGGCAAGAAAUAAGCGCUGGGCUUGACCUGACGAGCGAGAGACGGAAGAUAUGGGCAUGACGAUUCGAUAUGAGAUACCACUGACUAGGGGCCGCUUGUUGGCGAGAGCGGGUUGAUAUAAACGACGAUAAAUGCAUGGGAUAAGCCACCAGUGACUCUUUUGUGACUUUUAGAGCCAUGUUUGGUCGAGCUGCAUGAGUGCCGUUCUGUCGUGAUGGCGUGAGGCCGCACUGGGACGCUAAUUUUGGUUUCCGCUAGACGCAGUCGGAUCCAGUGUUGAGAAGAUAUUUGUGCAGACUAGUCCUCGAUCAAUCAAGUCGGUUGUUCGUUAUUCUCCAUGCUACGUUUGCGGCACUUGUUGGUUUAAACAACCGUCUUAAUUAUUAGACUCAACCAGUGAAUUAUAUAACCCCAAGUUUUCUCAACACCACACCUCCUCUUCCUCCCAACA